This is a messenger RNA of Aspergillus pseudotamarii, 2069 nucleotides long. Its product is annotated as putative MFS transporter. Bases 507 to 2069 code for a protein of 520 amino acids. The transcript is spliced from 4 exons. Gene Ontology annotation, molecular function: transmembrane transporter activity. Lineage: Eukaryota; Fungi; Ascomycota; Eurotiomycetes; Eurotiales; Aspergillaceae. Gene Ontology annotation, biological process: transmembrane transport. The record is from RefSeq and is a predicted model, not a curated record.
UACUUCUGGAAAGGGUUUCUCUCUCCUUCUGCACCCACUAACAUGGUUGUGUCGUAAGCAUUCCACAGAGCUGAACUGAACCUACAAGCCACUUCUCCACAAGACAGCAAACUGUACGCUGAGACAAGCCUAUGAGCACCCAGUCUGGCAUUGACGUGCUGUGGGGACUAGUCCUAAUCCCCACAGUACUAGUAGAGAGAUUCCUUCCAUCCCCAGGUUCCCCAGGUUCCCCAGGUUCCCCAGAUAUCCAUCAGUCCGAGACUUCAGGAGGCACUGUCAACUGGAACCAACUGUACAGUUCCCUAGGUUUGUUCAUAACAUAAUGGGUGGCAACCUAACGGCCGGUCCAUCCGCUCCUCCCUUAUAAGCCCUUACCUGCCGUUGGUAUAGGGCUACUCAGCUCUCCUCACCUACUUGUCUCUGCCUAGUGUUAAGCCAUGUUCUUCAAAUAAUCCCAAUUUGUUUUAAGAGGCCGACUCCGUUUAUAUUCCUUUCUUGCCAAUACCAUGCCAUCAAAUAUAAGAACGGCGGAUCAAGGGGAGGUCCUAUCUAUCCCAUCGAUCCCAUCACCAGCUAGCAAGGGCCUUUCCUCCCUGGAAAAGGAAGAUAGCGAGUGUAUUGAGAAAGCAGAGACCGGCCCACCACAGAUUGAUGAUAUUUCGGCUUCGCUGUCUCCAUCUCAUCGUGAAUAUCUCUUUAAACGACAUGGCACCUUGGACCUAGACCCCAUGCCAAGUGCGUCAGACGCAGACCCAUACAACUGGCCUACUUGGAAGAAAUUAACCAACCUCCUACUUGUCGCCUUUCAUGCUUGCAUGGCCACCUUUACAUCAUCAAUCACCCCUGCCUAUGAGGACAUUAGCGUCGAUUUAGGAGUAUCUCUACAAAGAGCCAGCUAUCUUACCUCUCUACAGAUUGCUAUUCUUGGAGGGGCUCCCCUCUUCUGGAAACCAUUGUCCAACCGGUACGGUCGUCGGCCUAUAUUUCUGCUAUCCACCAUCCUCAGUCUUGUUUGCAAUGUUGGAUGUGCGAAGAGCCCGAGGUAUGCGUCCCUGGCCGCAUGUAGAGCUUUAACGGCAUUUUUCAUCUCUCCAGCAGCAGCGAUCGGAAGUGCCGUUGUGGCAGAGACCUUCUUCAAGAAAGAGAGGGCCCGAUAUAUGGGCAUAUGGACCUUAAUGGUCACUUUGGGUAUACCAGUUGGUGCAUUGAUCUUUGGUUUUGUUGCGAAUCGCGCGGGUUACCGCUGGAUUUUCUGGGUUCUCGCCAUCACUAAUGGUGUGCAAUUCAUCCUGUACAUCUUCUUUGGGCCCGAAACCCGCUAUAUUGGUGGUAGUACAGAGGAUUCACCUUCUGGCUUCAAAACCCAAUAUCUUUCAUUUCGACGCAUCGACCCCACCCCACUGACAUUCAGGGAAUUCGUUCACCCGUUGACCAUGGUUAGGUGCCCGAGCGUAGUCGUACCAGCUGUUGUGUAUGCCAUGGUGUUCUUAUUCGGAAGUGUCAUGAUCACCGUCGAAGUUCCUCAGCUCCUACAAGAGAAGUUUGCUCUCAAUACUGAACAACUUGGUCUCCAGUUUAUCGGGGUCAUAGUUGGCACAAUUCUAGGAGAGCAAAUCGGGGGUUCGAUAUCCGAUUACUGGAUGAAUCGCCGAGCACGGCGUACACGAAAGGAGCCGGAGCCAGAAUUCCGUCUCUGGCUCAGCUACCCCGGCAUUGUCUUGACCAUUGUUGGCGUCAUUAUCUUUUUAGUAUGUACCCAGCAGGCCCCUGAGGGGCAUUGGACUGUGACGCCUAUUGUUGGAACUGGAGUGGCUGCCUUUGGUAAUCAAGUCGUGACUACUGUCAUGGUCACAUAUGCCGUCGACUGCCACCCAGACGAUCCUGGAAGUGUAGGGGUCUUCAUUACUUUUGUUCGACAGAUCUGGGGCUUCAUCGGCCCAUUUUGGUUUCCUGAUAUGUUUGCGAACAUUGGUGUCGCUGCUAGUUCAGGUGUUGCGAGCGCCAUGAUAUUCGGCUGUAGCUUGCUACCCACUAUUGCGGUGCAUGCAAUGGGGAGGGAAUGGGCUUAA